Durusdinium trenchii is the source of this 1124-nucleotide messenger RNA. Lineage: Eukaryota; Dinophyceae; Suessiales; Symbiodiniaceae. The record is from the annotation of a GenBank genome assembly.
ACCAUACUUCAUUUGUAUAUAUGUUUUUCGGGGCGGAAAUCGCUCCGGGCUGACAAAGCUGCAGCCAGCUUGUGAAUCUCGCAAGCAUUGAGACCCUCCUCUCACGCAGCGGUACGAGCAAACAUCGCCUCUGGAUGGCACGGCGCGAGUCGCUGCAGAUCGCAUGAGUCGACCCUGUGAAAGGUUCGACCAGACCUUUCUGGACCGGUCGUUAGACACUGCAAUUGGAUGUGGACUGGGAGAGGACUGGUGUUCGUAUCUCGCUGUUAGGUAGGCUCAAGAGCAAUUGCUCUCCUAGGGCUGGGCAAGAAAAGGAAAGCCCGGUUGACUAGGAAGCCAAGGCUGAAUAUGGAUCCGAUCACAUUGCACUUCAAUAUUUUCCAGGCUGGUACGCCAUCUCAAGGUCGUCAGAGUUUUCAGGUGGAGGAUCCCGCCUCCGCGACGGUGGGAGCGCUGAAGCGGCAGCUCUUCGCCGACGCCCUGGAGGCGCAGAGAUCUGUCCGUUUCAUCGCCAGCGGUCGAAUCCUUGAGGACACCUCCUCUCUUGACAAGUGCAACCUCGGUCCUGAAUCUCAUAUUUGCGUGUCUAUCAGCGACAAGUCGGAUGCAGUGCGCAGCAUGCCAUCUCCUCCAGUAGAGAAGCAGGUCAAGACAGCCCAAAUGGAGCGUGAUUCUGACCUGCAGGCUUGGCAAGUGUGGACCAGAUGCGCUAGCUUCCUUGCAAUGGCAGGUUCUGCGAUGGUCUUUCCAUAUGCACUUCAAAAGCAUCGACAUUUGUCGUCCAACACACACCUUUUUGUGUGUAUUGCUGCAGCAGUUUGGGUGUAUUUGCUCAUCUUCCAUACCGUGCCAGACGCCGUGCAGAUCAUCUUGGCUGCUGCACGUUGGGCAUUGAGUGGGAAAUCUGAAGAGAUCAGAUCGGACACGGUGGAGUCGGAGAGGCACUGCGCUCGGCCGAGUGCCUUGUCGACGACCUUGUCUGCUCGAAGGCCAAAGGCAGAGGACACGAGCUGACCGAGAUCGACCUCCGUGACUGAAAUUCGACCUUCAAGACCUCGACCGAAAAAACAUCGAGGGUCUCAAUCGCUUCAUGCCAAGCAUGGCAUCUCACCCGAAAACCAAAG